AUGACGGUCGCGCUCCCGGAGCGGAUGUAUCGGCUGUUCGGAAAGGACCUCUUCACGGUCCUCGUGGAGCGGCUCAUCGUGCACACGCAUCCGUGGGUUCAGGCCGUCGCGCUGCGGAUCUUGCGGGAUUACCUCUACCGCUACGUCGAGCCCCGGUGUGGGUACUUGCAGGAGGGGCUCCCGGACGAGACGGCCGCCGAGGAUCCCGCGUUUACGAGCGACCUGCCCUAUUUCUUCUUCCGCAGAGGCCGCGAGGGCGUGCGGGGCGGGGACCAAAGGGGAGGGGGGGGGGGGGGCUCCUCCUCCUCCCGUGGCGACCCGCCGGAGGCCGCGAUGGCGGUGCUUCAGCAGUUCUCCGCCCUUCUCAAGCGGUUAUUAAUCCGCGUGGAGGCCUCGGAUGUUUCGAGGGAGCGCUACGCCGCGCACGAGGCGAUUCGCCAUCCCUCCCGCAGCGACGCGCUGAAGGUGAUGGUCUACGCGAGCAAGGCAACCGCCGCCCUGUCGCUUCAUCUGCUCCACCACGCGGAGGGGAAAUCGAGGGGACGGAAUGGCCAUCACCGCGCGAAAGAGGCCGACGUCGUCAGGGGGUUCAUUCAGCAUCAAUACGCGCAGCUGCAUCGCCAGAUGCACACCACCGUCGCGCCGAUUUUACGGCAGCGAAGCGUCGUGAAUUACCUCGUGCGGAGCGCGACGAUGGUGCAGUUCUUCGGAGGCUACCUCGCGGUCUUGCCCAGCCACGAGGAGGCGAGUCCUCCCAACCCGGAUGGGUCCGAUCCCGUCGGGUGGUUGUUGCGGGAGGGAAUGGGGGUGUUAACCUUUGUGCGCGAUACCGUGACCCCGUUGCUGAGGGUGAGUUUAAAGGCCGGGGAGGUCUCCCACACCCUCGCAAGUUUCGCCCACCAGGCCGCGGAGGUGGUUCAACAACAACUCGAACUGCGGCGGGAGGGGUUGUGCGGGGGAGCUGCGAAGGCGUCGCCGCAACCGCGCCCGACUUCUUCCCCCUCCACCCCCCUCGAUCAUCCGCUCGAAAAACGACAAAAACGUCGGCGGGUAGAAGCGGAAAACGAAAAGGACAUAGUGGAAGCGGAAGACAACGAGGAGGAAUCAGAGGAGGCCCUCAGCACGCUCAACGGGGUGUUGGCAACCUUGGCGACGAGCAUGGCGUCGAUUCGGGAAACCCGCAAAACAGGGCUUCUGGUCAAGGAUGCGAAGAAGGUGUUGAAGCGCAACACACGCGCGAUGUUGGCGGAGAGAAAGCGAAAACGAAAAGGAUAA
This is a messenger RNA of Phytomonas sp. EM1, 1275 nucleotides long. NCBI's taxonomy places the organism in Eukaryota, Euglenozoa, Kinetoplastea, Trypanosomatida, Trypanosomatidae. The record is from the annotation of a GenBank genome assembly.